AUGCCAAAAGCAGAGGUCGGCUCGACGAAGCAUCUGAGCAACAAGCUCAAGAGCAAAGGCCUCCAGCGUCUGCGCUGGUACUGCCAGGUCUGCGAGAAGCAGUGCCGGGACGAGAAUGGCUUCAAGAUGCACACGCAAUCCGAGUCGCACGUGCGGCAGAUGCUCGUCAUCGGCGAGGACCCGAAGAAGUUCCUCAACGAGUACAGCAACCAGUUCCUCCGCGACUUCACCCAGCUGCUGCGCACUGGGCACGGGGAGAAGCAGGUGCAGAUGAAUCAUUUCUAUCAGGAGUACAUCGCCAACAAGGAGCACGUACAUAUGAACGCGACAAAGUGGCCCAGCUUGACCGAGUUCGCGAAGCACCUGGGCCGCGAGGGCAUCUGCCGCGUCGAGGAGAACGAGAAGGGGAUUCAUAUCGCGUGGAUCGACAACUCGCCAGACGCGCUCAAGAGGCAGGAGGCGUUGAGGAGGAAGGAGGCGCAGGACCGGGGCAAUGAAGAGGUUGAGCAGAUGAUGAUUCGAGAGCAAAUCAAGAGGGCGCAGAAGGCGGCCGAGGCGAGGGGCGAGAAGCUGGACGACGAACAAGAGCGGGAGAGGGGGCUGCAGAGGACGGAGGGGGAGAAGGUGUCGUUGUCAUUUGGCGCCAAACCUGCGGCAGCGAAGAAGGAGCCCAGCCCGACGGCGCAGUCCAAGUCCGCCGAACCCGAGGCAUCGACGACAACGACCGUGGGACUUACAGAGGCAUCGGAGAAAAAGGAGGAUAAACCUGCCGAGAAGCCGUCAGUCAGCGGCGGUCUGUCGCUCAAAAUGACGGCGAAACCCCAGACAAAGAACGUGUUUGCUCAGGCGAAGAAGAAUGCCCUGGCAGGCGGCGCGAGGAAAUCUGCGUUUGUGCAGCCGAAGAAGAUGAGCGAAGCGGAAAGGAUCAUGAAGGAAGAUAUGGAGAGGCAGAAGGGGAAACGAUCGAGGGACGGGUCCGGCUUCGGCGGGUUUGCGUUCAAGAAACAAAAGACGGAUCAGCGGUGA
This is a messenger RNA of Colletotrichum orchidophilum, 1026 nucleotides long. RefSeq lists its product as uncharacterized. The transcript has a single exon. NCBI's taxonomy places the organism in Eukaryota, Fungi, Ascomycota, Sordariomycetes, Glomerellales, Glomerellaceae. Gene Ontology annotation, molecular function: double-stranded DNA binding. Gene Ontology annotation, cellular component: nucleus. The record is from RefSeq and is a predicted model, not a curated record. Gene Ontology annotation, biological process: DNA damage response; DNA replication. Bases 1 to 1026 code for a protein of 341 amino acids.